Molecule: messenger RNA, 1756 nt
Organism: Brassica napus (rape)
Lineage: Eukaryota; Viridiplantae; Streptophyta; Magnoliopsida; Brassicales; Brassicaceae
Product: protein HESO1-like
Exons: 9
Coding region: 139-1584 (481 amino acids)
Biological process (GO): RNA 3'-end processing
Molecular function (GO): nucleotidyltransferase activity
Source: RefSeq, a predicted model, not a curated record
UAAGAAGCAAGUAAACCACAACGAAUUUCGUAAGAAAGCCCUAAAACUAGUAGCCGCUCGUGUUCAUCUGGAAUUCAUUGGGUUUUUUUUUUUUUUUUUUUUCCAAGGUUAAUUUAUUUGGUAUCUUCAUCAUCUCCAAUGGACUCUCGAAGUGGUGUGGCUGAGGAAAAUACUGUUUCAAGUAAAGGGAUUCGAAAGAAGGUGAAGAACUCUGAGUCAGUAGCGUUACAGAGAUACAAGAUUGAUACUUACAACUUAGUGGAUCUUGAUAAGGUUUUGAAUGAUGUCUACUGCUCUUGUCGACCUGUUUCUGCUGACUACGAAGCUAGGAAGGAUACUUUGAAACACAUCAACGCAUUGGCUUUUGAUAUCUAUGGAGAUUCUAAGGGUGACAGGCCGGUCCUCAAGGCGUAUGGGUCUUUUGCGAUGGAUAUGUUUUUCGCGCGGAGUGAUUUAGAUGUGUCUAUUAACUUUGGUGAUGGAGUAUCUGAGCUUCCUCGUGAUUCGAAGCUCCAAAUCCUUGAAAGAUUUGCGGAAAAGCUCCACUCUUUGCAGGGAGAAGGGCAUGUUAGGAAUGUUGUUUCUAUCCUCAGUGCUAGGGUGCCAAUUGUUAGGUUCCUUGAUCAAAGGACUUGUGUUGAAUGUGAUUUGGCUGUCGAUAGCAAAGAAGGCGUAUUGAAUUCACGGAUCAUUCAGAUUAUUUCUCAGAUUGAUGACAGGUUUCACAAACUUUGUCUCUUGAUUAAGCAUUGGGCCAAAGCACACGAUGUUAACAGUGCGUUAAGCAACACUCUGAAUUCUAUAUCUAUAACGUUGCUAGUUGCUCAUCAUUUACAGGUAGCCACUCUUUGUUGGAUUGCCACUAGUCACUCUCCUUUUUUUUCAUUUUUUGUUUUUUUAUCUUCUGUGUUAAUGCAGACUCAAGAUCCUCCCAUUCUACCUCCAUUCUCUCUACUAUUUAAAGAUGGAGUUGAUCCUCCCAAUGUUGAGAAAAGGACGCAGGAGUUCUUGAACAAGGAGAAGCGAAAUAAAGAAUCUUUGGGUAGACUCUUUGUAACGUUUUUUGUCAAGCUGCAAUCUGUAGAGUUCCUAUGGAGACAAGGACUCUGCGUCAGUUUGCGGAGUGGUCUUUGGAUAUCCAAAAGGUGGAGAAGAGCUGGUGUCGGGAUUAAUGUUGAGGAUUUUUUAGACGUGUCUCAAAAUGUUGCAAGGGUGGUUAAUGACAGAGGAGCUAAAAAGAUAUACAGUUCUAUAAAUCAAACUGUCGAGGAACUUUUUGAAUUUCUUAAUGGCAAGAUCGAUGGAGCACAUCUCAAAGACAAGUUGUUUGUCCCCCAACCCCUUGUGGAGCCUCCUCUUGUGCCGCAAGUCGAAGUUUACCAUCAACCACCUCAUCACAACUACAGAUGUGAUGAGUUUAAGGGUCAUCACAACAAAAGGCCUCGUUUUGGAAAUGGUGGUGAAGAACCAAUCCAUGCAGCAGGUGACGACAGUCAUGCAAUUGAUCUGCCACCGCCACCACCACCUUUUGGCAGAGUUUAUAGAAUUUAUUGUGAUAAAUUCGGUCCUCAAAACCUCCCCUGAUCUUUUUUCUUGCUCAGUCACCAACCAUUUUUGAAAGAUGAAUAUAAUUUCAUGUUAUAUAGUUGAGAGUCUUGAGACCCGAUAUGAGCAAAUGUAUUUAGUGUGGGUUUUUGGUUACUAGAGAGAGAAUACAUGGUUUUAUUAUUAUAUACUAGAUCUUUUUUUUGCGCUA